Molecule: messenger RNA, 2418 nt
Organism: Numida meleagris (helmeted guineafowl)
Lineage: Eukaryota; Metazoa; Chordata; Aves; Galliformes; Numididae
Gene: TIA1
Product: TIA1 cytotoxic granule associated RNA binding protein
Exons: 12
Coding region: 186-1304 (372 amino acids)
Cellular component (GO): cytosol
Molecular function (GO): mRNA binding
Source: RefSeq, a predicted model, not a curated record
GCACUGCCGGCCGGGCCCUUUCGCCCGCCCGCCGCCAUCUUGCGAGGACCACCGGGGUUAUUGUCCGGCGCUCGGGCGCGGCGGGGCCGGCGGCGCUCGCGUUGCCCACGCGCUGACGGGGUCUCGGGGCCGGCUCGGCGCGAAGAGCCGGGGCGGGCUGGGGCGGCGGCGCCACCACCACAACCAUGGAGGAUGAAAUGCCCAAGACCCUAUACGUGGGGAACCUAUCCAGAGAUGUGACGGAGCCUCUGAUCCUCCAGCUGUUCAGCCAGAUUGGACCAUGCAAAAACUGCAAAAUGAUAAUGGAUACAGCUGGAAAUGAUCCCUAUUGUUUUGUGGAGUUCUAUGAGCAUCGCCAUGCGGCUUCGGCACUGGCUGCCAUGAAUGGCCGGAAGAUAAUGGGUAAGGAGGUCAAAGUGAACUGGGCAACGACCCCCAGCAGCCAGAAGAAAGACACGAGCAACCAUUUCCAUGUCUUUGUCGGAGACCUCAGUCCCGAAAUUACAACUGAAGAUAUAAAAGCAGCUUUUGCGCCGUUUGGAAGAAUAUCAGAUGCACGGGUGGUUAAGGACAUGGCAACGGGGAAAUCCAAAGGCUAUGGCUUCGUCUCCUUCUUCAAUAAAUGGGAUGCAGAGAAUGCUAUUCAGCAGAUGGGCGGCCAGUGGCUUGGUGGAAGGCAAAUCAGAACGAACUGGGCAACGAGAAAACCUCCAGCUCCAAAGAGUACAUAUGAAUCAAACACCAAACAACUGUCUUACGACGACGUGGUCAAUCAGUCCAGUCCCAGCAACUGCACCGUGUACUGCGGAGGUGUCACCUCAGGCCUGACAGAGCAGCUAAUGCGCCAGACCUUUUCUCCGUUCGGGCAGAUAAUGGAAAUCCGAGUCUUCCCAGAUAAAGGCUACUCCUUUGUACGGUUUAAUUCUCACGAGAGCGCCGCGCAUGCAAUCGUUUCUGUCAAUGGAACAACUAUAGAAGGCCACGUAGUGAAGUGCUACUGGGGCAAGGAGACGCCAGACAUGAUCAGCCCGGUGCAGCAGAAUCAGAUUGGAUACCCACAGGCUUACGGGCAGUGGGGGCAGUGGUAUGGAAACGCCCAGCUCGGGCAGUACGUGCCCAACGGGUGGCAGGUCCCCGCCUACGGGAUGUACGGGCAGGCGUGGAACCAGCAGGGCUUCAAUCAGACACAGUCGUCCGCAGCGUGGAUGGGCGCCAACUACAGCGUGCAGCCCCCGCAGGGGCAGAACGGCAGCGUGCUAACGAACCAGGCCGGGUACCGCGUGGCGGGCUUCGAGACGCAGUGAGGGACGGACGCUGGAGCAGCGCCGCAGAGCCGUUGUUCACCACCAAGAUUGAUCAGAUCAAGUCAGUGCGAGCGUCAGAUGCAAUGUAUUUAUUUAAGAAAGAAAAAGAGAGAGAGAGAGAAACAAACAAACAAAAAAAAACAUUUUUAAUCGUGAAGUUGUCAUCCGCAUUGUUUAAAAAAAAAAAAAAAAUCACAAAAAACGAGAUGCUGGAUGUCUGCCAACUUUUGCCUUCUUUUCCUCUUUUCUAUAUGUGUUUCUUAACUGAUCCACUGUUGAAACACAGCAAAUUGCAGGGACUACUGCCACUUAAACUUGGGGCAGAAAAUUGCACAAUGUCAAACUUGUUUUUCCUCGGGAGUAGCGUGCAGUUUUAGUUUGCAUUCCGAACGAGUUCCAGUGUAUUCUAAAAGCCGUUGUACGAAAGAAAAGCCAAAAGCGUGCGAGUCCUGGAGGCGCUCCGUCCUCAGCCUUUGCACAACCCUCUUUUUUUUUUUUUUUCAAAGAGCCUCUUGUACAAAGCGUCCAUCUCUCCACUUCCGUUCGAGCGGCUUUUUUUUUGAGGCCGGGUUCUUAGUUUACAUCGUUUUCUACCGCAACAUUUGCUCGGAGUUGGCUUUGCCUUACGACCUCAGUCCCCGGGGGCCGAGGCUGCGUCUCUGCCAUCGGUGCCCGUGGACCCAGCGUUGCGUGGUGUGAGCAGGUGCCUCCAGCAUCACACGGAUGGCAGAGGGUCCCCGUCUCUGGAUGCGCCCUCCGCUGCUGCAGGACGCGGAGAGCCCCGUUGCAACUCUUGACUAAAAUGUGACGAAUUCUACCCACCAGCUCCGUGUUCCGUUUCGUUUUGUUUCCUUUUUCGACUCGAUUUCUACAUUGACAUGUACGGAUUAUGUAAAAUAUUUUAGCAAAUUAAUAUUUUGCACAAACGUUAGCCGACUUUGUACGUUUCCUUAUUUAAAGGUAGGAUGCGGAGUUCUUGAUUUAUGCAUAUAUAUAUAUUAUUAUUUUUUUUUUUUUUUUGCAUGUGGAUAUCAAAUAUACACUUUGGUAGUCUUUGAAUACAAAGUCAUCCUCUCUUGUUUUUAAGAAACUGUUUCAAAAAAAAAAAAAAAAA